This is a messenger RNA of Penicillium samsonianum, 2604 nucleotides long. RefSeq names its product putative C2H2 zinc finger domain protein. The record is from RefSeq and is a predicted model, not a curated record. Lineage: Eukaryota; Fungi; Ascomycota; Eurotiomycetes; Eurotiales; Aspergillaceae. The transcript has 2 exons. Bases 1 to 2604 code for a protein of 867 amino acids.
AUGAAUCCCCCUUUCAAUGAUGAUGAUGAUGAGAUCGAUGAGAUCAUGCAGUGGCCAGGAGCUCCUGGGUCCUUUACCUCCUCCGAGGGGUUUACCGGCACGGAUAAUGAUCGAGGUUAUGGAUAUUAUCCUCCGGGAACCUACUCCUCCGCCGACGUGACGAGCUUUACGAGUUCGGUGGCCUUCCAACAGGAUUCCGGAUGGAUGAACCCCGAGCCCAUUAGUCAAGUGCCAGAACCUCCACAACAAUUUGAUAGUGAUCUGGCCGAAAUUGAUCUGAGAUUUAGGGAGGACGAAAAUAUCCCUCAAACCCUAGCAGAUGAUCUAGGAAGUUCAACUAUAACUCAGAGACCAGCAGAUGAUCUAAGAAGUGAGAGCACUGCUCAUCCCUCGGGAAGGUUGGAUCAGAGAACGAUCGGAAUACCAAACCCCACACCCUUUUCUCUGCAACCUUCGCUUGAAGGUGUCAUGAACCAGGUGUUCAACAUCUGCAGAGAUCUCAUGUCAGACCAGACAUGUAGCCCUGAUCAAAUUUAUCAAGCGUUGCAGCACCUUGACACGAUCAAAAACUUCUUGCAUACAAAGCUCCCAGCACGCACUAUUUCAUCAGUUGGGUCCUCAGAAAAAGGCAGAGAAUCGUAUCGAUGUUGGAUAUGUGAUUCUCAGACGGAAAAAACAACCUUUCGAGCUUUUGGUACCUUCAAGAGACAUUUGAUUGGGCAUGAUAUAUUUGAAUUUGAGUGGCGCUGUACUGAGGGCUGCAACACAAUCCUCCACCGGCGGGAUAGGAUGCGUAGCCAUCUUAUUCACAGACACAACAAAUCCGGGCUGACCCCGGCUGAUGUGGAGGCAACUCGGGAGAGAUAUGACCCUCCAAAAAACUGUCCCCUUUGCCUCCAUGUGACACCUUCUUGGCCUGUCUAUUUCGAUCACAUUAAGGGCCACUGUCUCAUUUCCCCUGGCUCAGGGAAUGCCUCUAUCAAGGGCGAUCGUUCCGAUCGCGGUGACAAUGGUGGCCGGAGCGGCGGAAACGGCAAUGGCCAUGGUCAUGGCUCUUCUUUGGCUGGACCCAGCUAUUCGAACGGAGGACCGCAGUCGAACCAAUCCAAUAACCGGACUGGGGGGACUCCUUAUCACAGCGCGAGCUUUGGAGGCUUCAGAAGCAGGAACAAUACGCUUCCUGGUCCCAUAUCGCACUCUGCGUCUGACGACCAGCUUAACAGCAGCCGUCGUCAAAGCGCCACUGAUGCCAUUGAACAAAUUUCAAUUGAAGACUUACUUGACUCCUCUCAUGGGUCCAGGGCUCACCUCCCCAGAGGCAAUGGGCAGCCCAAUAACCUACGGCCUCCACAAAACCCCCGAUUGCCACGAGCUGAUCCUUCGUUCAAGCGCAAGCGCCGGGACAAACAAAAGGAGCCAACAGAAGAGGAGGCCACUAGCCCGAACAAAUGCAGACGAUGCGAUCAUAACAUGGCCAAAUGUCCACACUGCAAAUCUGUUCUUAGUUGCCACAAAUGUGGUGACGUGCCCAGGAGUGCUAUCCAAGUUGGAGCUUCCUCGACAAUGCCUGUGCAAUCCCUAACAGAUUCAACUUCUACCAUCAUCAGUUUGGACCAGUCUUACCUUAACAGCCCUGAACCAUUGGCGAACUUUGCAAUGCCUCAGAACAUGCCCACUCAACUGCCUGCUUACUACACUCCCAGCGAAAUGAUGCAGUUCUUCAACUCGCAAUCAUUUGACAUGACCAACACAUUCAUGGAUGAUGCAUCCUCAAAUGAUCCUUUUAUCAGGAUGGCAAGGGUUGACGAAAGCCACCCAUCUCUAAAUGAUCUCGGCGACAAGAUCCAAGAGUCGCCUAUGUUUGAAAGUGACACCAGGUUACUUCGCAGCAUUGGACUCAGCACAUUGAUUGACCCGCUCUCUGUCAAAAGACAAACCAAGCAAGAAAAAGCGAAACCCUCCGGUGGUCCGGCUCCAGGAUUAUACACAGAUCUAGCUUUCAGAAACAAUGGACCUUCGCCCAUUCCAGAAGCUCCCCAGCUGGUAUUCACUUGCCAAUGCCCAUGUGUAACACUCCCAUCCGUCGACUAUGAAGCCCACACAAGCCUCCAGUUAUCGGCCAACGACCGCGUCGAGAUGACAUUCAAGAUGUCCCCGGCGCGCGAAUCCAGCCAUCCCCUCCGCACCCGAGUACGAGUCUUCGUGAAGCUAUUUAGUCUCCGCGCAUCUGCAGCGAAGUCAAAUACCAAGAAACAGAGGACUCACUCCAUCACAUCUGAAACUACCGACGAGGACGUUGAGUCUGAUACCGAUUCAGAGCAAGAGCUCACUCCCACGUCGCCUUCUGGCUCCGAAAUAACGCCACUCCUCUACUGGACCGAGGAUGAGGAUGUGCAAGACUGGUCAUUCAGCUUUGACAUCAAAUCGGCUAUACUGAAACUCGCCCAGUGGACCAGCGGCAUAGAUGCCGAUACGUGCCAGAAACUACUCCUCUCCGAUCCUGGCCAUAUACUGGACUUGGUGUCUAUGUAUGUUGUGUACAAGUUCAAGAUAUCUUGGUUGUUGAUGGGUCGGAAUGGGCUCAGUUUGUUUUUGAGCAUCUAA